AUGCCCGUAGCAACUACUCACGAAGGGCAGCACCGGCCGGCACAUGCCGUUCCAACAUUGGUUGGCCAAUUGCCAGAUUUCGAGAAGAGCCCUGAUCUAUAUGGGUGGCCACGUCAGAACGCGCAAGGUUACAGAAUACAAGAACAGCUCGUCGGUUCGUCGAAGCCUAUCAGGGUGAUCCAUGUUGGAGCUGGCAUCUCGGGGAUUUGUCUGGCCAAGUUCUUGCCUGAGCGCCUCAUCAACGCCACUCUCACCUGCUACGACAGGAAUCCCGAUAUUGGAGGAACAUGGCUAGAAAACAGAUAUCCAGGAUGCGCGUGUGAUAUCCCUUCUGUGAACUAUCAGUACACCUGGGCGAGAAAUCCAGAUUGGUCGAGAUUUUACUCCUACGCCCCCGAAAUCUGGCAGUACCUUCGAGAUGUUUGCGAGCGGUUCGAUCUCUUGAAAUAUAUGAAAUUGAAUCACGAAGUCAAGUCUGCGGACUGGGAUGACGAGUCUGCAACAUGGACGGUGAGGGUCGAGGACCUUUCGACAGGAGAAAUUAUCAUCGAUACGGCAGAAGUCCUGAUCAAUGGCACAGGAAUUCUCAAUGACUGGAAGUGGCCUGAGAUCGAAGGCCUACAUUCAUUUCAAGGAUCACUGAAUCAUACAGCCCGCUAUGACACUUCCCUCGACCUAAAGGGCAAGCGAGUCGCAGUGAUAGGGGUUGGGAGCAGCGGCAUACAAGUUACGGCCGAGAUUGCUGCACAGGUCGGCCAGCUCUAUACCUGGGUCAGAUCACCAACAUGGGUCACUGCUGGCUUCGCUCAGAACUAUGCAGGCCCAAAUGGCGCCAACUUUGAAUACUCUACGGAGCAAAAGGCCAAAUUUGCCAGUGACCCAGCGUCAUAUCUGCAAUAUUGUAAAGAAAUCGAAAGUGAGCUGAACCGACGGUUCAAGUUCAUUUUGAACGGAACUCAGGAAGCCAUCGAAGCCAAAUCGUUCGCCACCAACCAGAUGAAGCAGAAGCUGGGUCACAAGCAAGAUCUCAUCGACCAACUAAUACCCACUGGCUUCAACGUCGGCUGCCGACGACCAACGCCCGGCAAUGGCUUCCUGGAGGCUCUGACACGGGACAACGUGCACACGUUCACCACGACUGGCAUCCAGAAAGUCACUCCACGCGGAUUCAUGAAUACGGACGGCCAAGAGUAUGAAGUGGAUGUGAUCAUCUGCGCCACUGGGUUCAACACCAACUGGGUGCCUCGUUUUCCGAUUGUCGCGAAUGGCAGGAAUGUCCAAGACAUGAUGAAGCAGGAGACACUUUCGUAUCUCUCCAUUGGUAUACCUGGAAUACCUAACUACUGGAUGGGAAACGGGCCGUACGGGCCUCUUGGCCAUGGCUCAUUCAUUCCCAUCGUCGAGCAUUCCCUGUCGAACAUCCUGCAGGUGAUCAAGAAGAUGCAACAAGAAAAUAUACGGUCACUUGCUCCACGCCGGGAGGUUUGCGAGGCCUUCGCCGAGCAUGCGGACUUGUUCCUUCAAAGAACAGCAUGGUCUGGGGAUUGCCCCAGCUGGUUCAAACAAGGUACCAGGGAUGGCAAGUUGACGAUAUGGCCUGGCUCGCGGCUGACCUACUUCGAAUUGCUCAGGUCACCGCGUUACGAGGACUACUCCAUUGUAUAUGAUCAGGACAAUCCAUUCUCGUUUCUCGGCAACGGAUUCAGCACCCGGGAGUUUGAUGGUAGUGAUUUGGCAUACUAUCUCGGCUCGAUUGAGGAUCCAGUUGGCCUUCUACCAAGAGCGGCAGAUGGCGGAGAGAAAUGCAAUUAGCUACUUGAAAUCCAGAACACAAGAAGACGA
This is a messenger RNA of Exophiala viscosa, 1842 nucleotides long. RefSeq lists its product as uncharacterized. The coding region runs from base 1 to 1812 and encodes 603 amino acids. The transcript is spliced from 10 exons. Lineage: Eukaryota; Fungi; Ascomycota; Eurotiomycetes; Chaetothyriales; Herpotrichiellaceae. Gene Ontology annotation, molecular function: flavin adenine dinucleotide binding; N,N-dimethylaniline monooxygenase activity; NADP binding. The record is from RefSeq and is a predicted model, not a curated record.